Messenger RNA from Acipenser ruthenus (sterlet), 1403 nucleotides. Its product is annotated as transformer-2 protein homolog alpha-like. The coding region runs from base 145 to 1086 and encodes 313 amino acids. Gene Ontology annotation, cellular component: spliceosomal complex. NCBI's taxonomy places the organism in Eukaryota, Metazoa, Chordata, Actinopteri, Acipenseriformes, Acipenseridae. Gene Ontology annotation, molecular function: RNA binding. Gene Ontology annotation, biological process: positive regulation of mRNA splicing, via spliceosome. The transcript is spliced from 9 exons. The record is from RefSeq and is a predicted model, not a curated record.
CUAAGGAAGAAGAGUCGCCAUUUUACAGAGCUUAUUUGCGGUGUGGAAGUUGUUGCGCAGUUAUUUUGGAGAACAUACAAAUAUCCGUGGACAUUAUUUUUCCUCUGUUAACAAGGUUAGCCUUUCUACAACUUUCGGAUAACCAUGAGCGACGUUGAGGAUACGCACUUCGGUGGAAGAGGAUCCCGUUCUCCAUCGAAAUCUGAUUGUGGCAGCCCAGUGCGUGUGAAGUCUGAGAGUCGGUCUGCAUCUGGUAGUCCUUCAAGAGCUUCAAAACGAUCAGAGUCCAGGUCAAAAUCAAGGUCCAAAUCAAGAUCGCGCUCUAGGAAGCAUUCUCACAGGAGGUAUUCACGGUCAAGGUCCCGCUCACACUCGCACAGGAAGAAAUCCAGAAGCCGCUCGUACUCGCCUGAAUGCCGUCGCAAGAAGAGCCGGAGCACCUCCCCAAUGUCAAAUCGGCGCAGACAUGCAGGCAGCAGGACAAGAUUCAGCAAUGACAUCAAAAAAGAGUCGAGCAAUCAUAGUGAUGCCAGGCUUUUCCACCAGGCAAAUCCUGACCCAAACACCUGUCUUGGUGUGUUUGGGUUAAGCCUGUACACAACGGAGAGGGACCUGCGCGAAGUGUUUUCCCGGUACGGACCACUGGCUGGCGUGAAUGUUGUCUAUGAUCAGAGAACAGGACGGUCAAGAGGAUUUUCAUUUGUGUACUUCGAAAGAAUUGAUGACGCCAAAGAGGCAAUGGAACGUGCCAAUGGAAUGGAGCUUGACGGAAGGCGGAUACGUGUGGAUUACUCAAUCACCAAACGAGCCCACACUCCUACUCCUGGCAUUUACAUGGGAAGGCCAACUCACAACGGCGGUAGCAGUGGUGGCGGUGGUGGUAGCAGCGGUAGUAGUAGUGGAGGACGUCGCCGUGAUUCCUAUAACGACCGAGGAGGCUACGACCGAGGAGGUUAUGACCGAGGAGGCUAUGACCGAUACGAAGAGUAUGAUAACAGAUACAGUCGGAGGCGAUCUCCGUCUCCUUAUUACAGUAGAUGCAGAUCCCGUUCUAGAUCUCGCUCCUACAGUCCUCGACGGUAUUAAAGCGGAUAGAUUCAGCUUGGGACAUUUCUUGUUUCUGAAGUUGUACAACUUUUUUUUUUUUUUUUUUUUUAACUUUUUGUUCUGAACUACUUAGACAUUGUGAAGUUGAGUUCUGGAAAAUGAUCAUCAUACUUAUCUGAUGUUUUACAGUUCAGUGCAACUUAAAUGUAUGAUUGCCAGAAAGGUCGCCCUGUUUUUUGUUAAGAUUUUUUUUUUUCUUCGUCAUGUUAACAUAUGAAUGCAUUUAGCUGCAUUGUUUGUGUGCAUAUUUGUAAAACGCAUUGAAAAAUAUGCAGAAUAAAAAGCUAUAAAUGCUA